CGUGAGGAACAUUGCCUCGCAUAAAUAAUUGAAGCCAAAGAAUUUUUAUUAAGCAAGGUGAAAAAUUGUUCAAUUGUCAAAUAAAUUAAAAUUAAUUACGCAUUCUCAGAAGCAGUUCUUCAUAGUUAAAUAGAUACCUACGUGAAUAGUAACGUGAUAGUUGGCAAAGAUACAAUUCGAAAUUCGAGAAAAAAGAACAAAAUUUACGUUUAAAUGAUUCUGGCGAGUUUUCGUGAUCGUCACAAAAACUCUCAAAUACUUUAAAUGUUUCUUAGAGAUUUUAUCAGUCUUCGCUUAGUCGUCAACAGCGAUAAUCAUCGCAAUUCGCAAUGGAUUUUGAUGGCAAGAUUUUAGGCUACAUGAAAUGCAGACGAUUUCAAGAUGCGGAAAAGCUCAUCUUGGAUCAAAUUAAUACUUUGGAAAAGAAUGGUUCUGGAAGCAGAAAAGACUUGGCAAGUGCGUACAAUUGGCUGGGACUGUGUCGCUACAGGGCCGUCGAGUUCGACGAGGCUCAGCAGCAUUUCAAUACAGCCAUUCAGCAUGACAGCGCUUGCGCCCAAGCCUACUAUAACAGGGGAACGGUGUGCUACAGAAUGGGAAAAAGUGAUAAGGCGGUAGCAGACAUGGAGAUGGCGGUGCAUCUUGAACCACACAACGAAGAAUUCUUGCUAGGGUUGACCAGUGCAAAAAAACUACAGAAGCUUUCAAAAAAUAAUCAAUGAAUUUAUAGAGAAGAAUUUUUUCAACACUUUUCAACAGCUGUAAAACAAAACCUUAUAUACACUAUCAAAAUUGAUGUGGUUACAAAAUUUGCCUGCUUCUAUCAAUAAAACUAUGUGACGUAA
Molecule: messenger RNA, 845 nt
Organism: Hyalella azteca
Lineage: Eukaryota; Metazoa; Arthropoda; Malacostraca; Amphipoda; Hyalellidae
Product: tetratricopeptide repeat protein 32
Exons: 3
Coding region: 330-722 (130 amino acids)
Molecular function (GO): protein binding
Source: RefSeq, a predicted model, not a curated record